GCUUGGGGAAUUCAUUCGUUGCUCAGAAUUCUUUGAGUAAUCAUAAAACGCUAUAUUAAGAUGGUGCAGAUCAAGUUUCUAUACUUUCUCUUCGCUCUGAUGGCCCUCGUUGUCCUGGGAUCCCAAGUGGCAGAAGCCGACUGCCUGUCUGGAAAAUAUAGAGGACCUUGUGCUGUUUGGGACAAUGAGCUCUGCAGACGUAUCUGCCGGGAGGAAAACCGUCAAACUGGACACUGCAGCCCCAGUCUAAAGUGUUGGUGCGAAGGAUGUUAAGCCAUCUCUGCCUCCUGACUUUAUUUUCAAUGUAUAAAUUCAGAAAAAUAAUAAAGUUGAGCGUGCACAUUUGUAAA
Molecule: messenger RNA, 350 nt
Organism: Drosophila kikkawai
Lineage: Eukaryota; Metazoa; Arthropoda; Insecta; Diptera; Drosophilidae
Product: drosomycin-like
Biological process (GO): defense response
Source: RefSeq, a predicted model, not a curated record